This is a messenger RNA of Hippopotamus amphibius kiboko, 1453 nucleotides long. It is a transcript of the gene RHOH, whose product is annotated as ras homolog family member H. The record is from RefSeq and is a predicted model, not a curated record. The coding region runs from base 553 to 1128 and encodes 191 amino acids. Gene Ontology annotation, molecular function: GTPase activity; GTP binding. The transcript has 4 exons. Gene Ontology annotation, biological process: small GTPase-mediated signal transduction. Lineage: Eukaryota; Metazoa; Chordata; Mammalia; Artiodactyla; Hippopotamidae.
UCAUAGAAGAAAAUCAUAGUAGUGAAAGGCCUUGGGCUGCUUUUGUUUUUACUUACCUGCACCAAACACAUUUGACUUCCGGCGUCAGUCAUUUUGGUGUCCAGAAAUUUCUUUGGCAUUCUACAACAGGUGACUUGGGGACAGUUGUUCUGUAGGUGAGCAUUUGGGAGCCAUUGAGCCAGAACUCUCCCACCAGGGCCCCAAGCAGCGAGAUGUUUCCAGGGUGGCUGGGAUCCAUUAGAAACUGAAGCGGCGGAGACUGCUGUCAGCUGCAGUCCCCACUUCUUGGAGCAGAAGCCAAGAGAGAGCUGUUUGAACACGCCUCCUUCACACAUCAGUUGAACCAGCCUUUGGAGGUUUCCGAAGUACCUUGUGUGUCUCCCUUGGAUGGGCGGGACGAAGUCACAUUCUGCAAAUUGCUGUCAGAGGUCCUGAGAACACAAACCCAUCUGGUUUUCAUUACCCGCGUUGAAUGGCAUUUGCCUCCGCAGCCCACUGAGGGCUCUUUUCCUCGGGAUUCUGAACUUGUAACUAGGACUCCGGGCUGGGAAGAUGCUGAGUUCCAUCAAGUGUGUGUUGGUGGGAGACUCUGCCGUGGGGAAAACCUCUCUGUUAGUGCGUUUCACCUCGGAGACCUUCCCGGAGGCCUACAAGCCCACAGUAUAUGAAAAUACAGGUGUAGACGUUUUCAUGGAUGGCAUCCAGAUCAGCCUGGGCCUCUGGGACACAGCUGGCAAUGAUGCCUUCAGGAGUAUCCGCCCUCUGUCCUACCAGCAGGCAGACGUGGUGCUGAUGUGCUACUCUGUGGCCAACCACAACUCCUUCCUGAACCUGAGAAACAAGUGGAUUGGUGAAGUCAGGAGCAACCUGCCCUGCACCCCCGUGCUGGUGGUGGCCACCCAGACUGACCAGCGGGAGGUGGGGCCCCACAGGGCCUCCUGUGUCAAUGCCAUAGAAGGAAAGAGGUUGGCCCAGGAUGUGAGAGCCAAGGGCUACCUGGAGUGCUCAGCCCUCAGCAACCGAGGGGUACAGCAGGUAUUUGAGUGUGCCGUCCGAACCGCCGUCAACCAAGCCAGGAGGCGCAACAGAAGGCGGUUCUUCUCCAUUACUGAGUGCAAGAUCCUCUAAACCCCAAAGACUUCACCCGACACUCACUCACUCACCACAAAGACAGAGCAGGCGAGCCAGCAAGGAUCGAUGCUCUUCCUGGACACGUCCUGAGCAGUGUUUCCUUUCGGAUACAGUUGUUGAUGAGAUUUGGCUACUGGAUGUUAUUAUGAAAUACACUCUGCAAAUGAACUCUUUGCCCAGUACAAUUAGAAGAUCCCUUGGGAAACUGUAAUGAAUAUUCCAUCUUCGAUUAGAAAACCAAAGUGGUCUCCAUACUUUUGGACAAUGAAGUGAGUUUUCCAAAGAAUUCCAUAUUUAAAGACACAUUUUAUUUAAAUAAUAA